This is a messenger RNA of Dermacentor silvarum, 2504 nucleotides long. Its product is annotated as alpha-L-fucosidase. Gene Ontology annotation, biological process: fucose metabolic process; glycoside catabolic process. The record is from RefSeq and is a predicted model, not a curated record. Lineage: Eukaryota; Metazoa; Arthropoda; Arachnida; Ixodida; Ixodidae. Bases 210 to 1601 code for a protein of 463 amino acids. Gene Ontology annotation, molecular function: alpha-L-fucosidase activity. Gene Ontology annotation, cellular component: lysosome. The transcript is spliced from 2 exons.
UACGUACAGCGUCUAUCGGGUCGCUAACAUCUCCCGCUGCAGGCUGCUGGUGGUGACACCCUCCGCGUUCCCAUACUGGCCCGCCAGCCUUCAAUCGAAGACGCCAACGUAACGUCAUUAGCUACGAAGGUGCAUCCUGCGCUUGGGUUCAUCAGAGAGCGCUCGUUCAUCAAGCAUCGCGCAUCGAGUCGCAACUGCGCUCCUGCAGCAUGCGUCCGCUCCCGUUUCUGAGCACGGGCUGCCUCCUUUUCCUAGCCCUGGCAGCGCCGUCGACGGGGCGCUACGCGCCGAACUGGCACUCCCUGGACACGAGACCGACUCCCGCGUGGUACGACGAGGCCAAGAUCGGCAUCUUCCUGCACUGGGGCGUCUUCUCCGUGCCCAGCUUCGGCAGCGAGUGGUUCUGGUGGCACUGGCAGGGAGCCAAGGUGCCGGCCUUCCGAGAGUUCAUGGAGCGCAACUACCGGCCGGGUUUCACCUACCAGGACUUCGCGCCGCAGUUCAAGGCCGAGUUCUUCGACCCGGACCGCUGGGCGGAGAUCUUCAAGAAGGCGGGCGCCCGCUACGUGGUGCUGACCAGCAAGCACCACGAGGGCUUCACUCUGUGGCCCUCCGCGGUGUCGUGGAACUGGAACGCGGGAGACGUGGGACCUCGACGCGACCUGGUGGGUGACCUCGCGCGAGCCGUGAGGAAGAAGGGCGGCGUCCGGUUCGGUCUCUACCACUCGCUCUACGAGUGGUUCAACCCGCUCUACCUGGCCGACAAAGAGGCUGGUUUCGAGAGGAACGACUUCGUCGCCCGCAAGACCAUGCCCGAGCUGGUCGAAAUAGUGACCACAUACCGUCCCGAGAUCAUCUGGUCCGACGGUGACUGGGAGGCCUCGGACACCUACUGGAACAGCACCCAGUUCCUCGCCUGGCUCUACAACGACAGUCCCGUCAGGGACACGGUGCUGGUCAACGACCGGUGGGGCAAAGGAACGCCGUGCAAGCACGGCGACUUCUACAACUGCAAGGACCAUUACAACCCGGGAACGCUCGUCGAGCACAAGUGGGAGAAUGCCAUGACCGUGGACAAGGACUCGUGGGGCUACCGCAGGAACGCCCGCCUGGCCGACUACCACACCAUCGAGGAACUCCUCGCCGAACUGUCCUCCACAGUGAGCUGCAACGGCAACUUCCUCCUCAACGUGGGACCCACCAGCGACGGCGUCAUCCUUCCGGCGUUCGAAGAGCGCCUCACGCAGAUGGGCACGUGGCUCGAAGUGAACGGCGAGGCCAUCUACGGGUCUCGGCCUUGGAGAAGCCAGAACGACACCGUCACGCCAGGGGUGUGGUACACGUCCAAGAACGACACCGUCUACGCGAUCGUGCUCAAGUGGCCUAAGAACAACAAGCUCGCCCUGGGAUCUCUGUCGCUGCGCAAGGGAGCCUCGGUCACCAUGCUUGGUCUAGACGGCUACGAUCUCACUCCCUACAGUGCGCUCACGCCCGAGAACUGGAUAAACGUGGGCCUGACGGUGAUCACGUUCCCUCCGCUCACGCCAGAUCUCUUGCCUACGCCUUGGGCCUGGGUGCUCAAGAUCCAAGGCGCGUUGUAGAGGAGGCAAUGUCGGCCGGUAAACUGUUUCGACGAUUAAUUUGAGUGCGUUAUCAUACUUAUAUAUUGAUAAUAACCAUUGCGAACUCAUUAUCACGUAUGAUGCCGGUUCAGUGAGCUCUCACAAAAUCUGCGUGGUGGCGCGGGCAUUGACGUGGCUGUCAGAUAUACUUUGGAAUUUCAUCGUGUUAUUAUCCCGAACUCGCGCUUUAGCUCCGGCCUGCGGACUGUGGUAGAAAAAAAUGAAAGGAAUUGUUUAAUUUUGAAUAAGCAGACGUUAAAACCGCUGUUUUUCUAGCGUGUCCUUAUGUCUAAUACAGUAUCAAAAGGUGUACAGAAUGUGUCUUCAUUUUGUCACAUCAACGAAGUAACAGGGAAAUAGCCAUUAAUUUAUUACGGUAGUCCUUUAUCCACAUUGCUUCAAGCACUAUGAUGACAAUAGAAAAAGGAAAUUUGCACUAACCAUAGCUUUCCGUCUUGUUAUGACAAAAAUAAAAGAGAACAAUAGACUUGUGAAAACGGCUGGAACAUUCGCAAAACUUUGUAAUUGUGCUGCAAGAUAAAUCGUUCUUGGGGGGAGUUGGUGUUUACUGUAAGACGUAAUUUUUGUAGCACAAAAAAAAUCUGAAAAAGAAGAUAUAGUGCAAGGAAAGAGCAGACAGACUGACAGGAGCUUUCUGUCUUCCUGUCUGCUCUUUCCCUUCACUAAUUUUCUCUUUUCUGAAUUUUUGCGCAACAAAACUCAUGACUUGGUAAUUGGUUUAAACAUGCAGACUAUGGCGGAAGAUAGCGCCACGGCAAACUCAGUAGUUAUCGGGAACAUAACCUUAAAAAGUACUGACAGGAAAACCCACACCAGUAAGAAUAAACAUUUGAAGUUAUCAUUCUGAAGAUGCUUAUCAAA